AGGGGCGCGCCCGGAAGGGGUUGCCGUGGCAACCGCGGAGGCGGGGCCGUCCGACCACGUGACCAGUUCCCGAAGGACCCCGCGGGGCGGGGAGGCGCGCGCUGCCCCCGCCGCAGUUAUGGCCGCCAGGCUCGUGCCCGCCGUCAAGUUUGUCAUCAAAGGAGGCCUGGCUGGAGCUGCAGUUUAUGUGGCGUAUGAUCAGGGGCUUCUGGGCAGUAGCACACAAGGUGCUGAAGCCCUCAAAAAGGCUCAAGCAGCGCUGCCUCCAGCUAUCCAAGAGUGGACAAGUUACAUAGGCUGGGAGGAUGGCUUCUGUGCUUAUUUGCAAGCCUUUUCUGAAAACACCUUCAGCUUGAAUGUCCCAGGAGGGCUGGUGCUUCCAACAACUACAAACUGGGGAAGAACUGCUAUCCUGAAAAUGCCAAGCUUUGGAAGUAAUGUUAGAGCAAGUGAAAUGCAACGCAUAACAUUCUCCCCCAUGAUUCACAUUCCGGAAGGCAAGUAGUAUUACAAGUCCAAAAACUUUAAAUUUCAAGCUUUGAUACAUGCAACUGAAGUAUAUUAUGUCAUUCUUCAAGACACUGGACUAGAGCAUCUCUAAAGUAACUGGUUCCUUAGAAUGUGCCUGGAUAGAUCCCAGUAACUCUGCACUUACAGGAAAAGACAAGACCUGCCGGAGUUGUGGGAAUGGCGUUAGUACCCACGUACGCUCAUGCCUUGCCCUCCUUACCCCCUUGACUCCAAAGGAAUGAUGAUGGGAUGCAGAUUCCCUGUGCCUCUC
This is a messenger RNA of Falco peregrinus (peregrine falcon), 781 nucleotides long. RefSeq names its product mitochondrial contact site and cristae organizing system subunit 13 (gene MICOS13). The record is from RefSeq and is a predicted model, not a curated record. Gene Ontology annotation, cellular component: mitochondrial crista junction; MICOS complex. The transcript has 5 exons. Lineage: Eukaryota; Metazoa; Chordata; Aves; Falconiformes; Falconidae. Bases 119 to 505 code for a protein of 128 amino acids. Gene Ontology annotation, biological process: cristae formation.